UUAGAUGACUUAUUUUGCUAAAGUAUUUCAGAUCCUCUCUCCGGCAGCAGAAUAUGAAAAUAGGACGCUAAAGACCUAACAAAAUGGAAAAAAAAUUUCAUUAUUGCAAAAACUGAAUGAGCUACUCCGAAAACCGCGAUUUAUAAGACUGUUUUGCUAUAACUUUAGAUCCUAAUAUGAAAAGACAUUUAUCUUACACAAGAAAGAAAAAAAAAAUAUCCAAUCUCAUGAAGAAGAAGCCGCUAAAGCGAAUGGCGUACUCAGUUUUUUAAUACAACUAACCAAAAAGUUACCCACACGGCCGAAAGUGACAAUUUGGUACUAUUUUUCACGAAUUUUCGAAUUUAUUCGUUAGGAUUUUCCAGAUAGUAGUAAUUUUUCCAAAACUAAAAUAUAUAAAAUUGUAGCUAAUUUAAUGUAGUUUUUAAAAAAGUGAACAGAUUUUCGAUCGAAUUAUAUUUGAACUGGUAAAUUAGGCUUAAGUGAAGCCAUCUUGAAAACCACUUUCAAACUUGACAAACAUCGUCAAAAAUUUAAAAGCCAAAGCAGGAGUGGAUAAAACUGUCGUACUGUAGAAUACUGUAAUCUAUAUUUACGACUGAUAAUAACAUUAUUAUCUUACAUAAUCAAAAAAAUAGACAAUAUUGAUGCAAGCGAUAAUGGAGAAAACGACAAAGACUAGUAGUUACUUCCUAAUUGAGAAAACACUGCGCAAUUUCUCGAAAUCAACGUUGCCUACUCGGGAGCACGUUCUGCGUCGGCUAAUUAACCUUCGUUUAGAAGACAAUUUAACAGUGAAUGAAAGUAUUUUUCGCGUCGUCGGUGAAUUGGUAAACAUUUGGUCGUGUUUAGGCGUCGUCACUAAGUUAAAGACAGCAGUGAAGCAUGACGUUGCCAAGUUCUACACUGAAUACCUUAACAUUAAAAAAAACAAAUUUGACAACAAUGGUAAACGAAGAGAACUUAGAGAAUCAAAAUUUAAAUCAACAUUUCCCCUACUCUUAGACAUUGUUGUACNGGCUUCUUCUUCAUAA
This is a messenger RNA of Rhagoletis zephyria (snowberry fruit fly), 1034 nucleotides long. RefSeq lists its product as uncharacterized. Lineage: Eukaryota; Metazoa; Arthropoda; Insecta; Diptera; Tephritidae. The record is from RefSeq and is a predicted model, not a curated record.